Messenger RNA from Gambusia affinis (western mosquitofish), 7701 nucleotides. RefSeq names its product frizzled class receptor 1 (gene fzd1). Gene Ontology annotation, molecular function: Wnt receptor activity; Wnt-protein binding. Bases 401 to 2047 code for a protein of 548 amino acids. The record is from RefSeq and is a predicted model, not a curated record. Gene Ontology annotation, biological process: non-canonical Wnt signaling pathway; canonical Wnt signaling pathway. Lineage: Eukaryota; Metazoa; Chordata; Actinopteri; Cyprinodontiformes; Poeciliidae. Gene Ontology annotation, cellular component: plasma membrane. The transcript has a single exon.
ACAUGAAUUGACGUGCAUUUGGCUCCAACUAGACGGAGGCAGAGAGAGAGAGAGAGAGCGAGAGUGAGAGGGAGAGCGAGUGAGUAAGUUUGAUCGGCGCCCUGACUCUGUUGUGCAGACGGAAUACUGAGGCUCCUGCGUUGGAAGGGAAAGCUCUUCAUUCGGCUCCAAAGAGGAUUUUAAAUGAAGGCUUCGGGUUUGCUGCUGAGGAUCGCGGAUCUUUGUUCCGUUUAUCUCCCCCGCCGCGGGAUGAGAAGCUGAGGGACGGGGACAGGAGCACUGCGGGGAGACGCUGCGUUCAGCUCGGCAACAAAGAAGCGCUCAGGGAAGCUGCUGAGGCUGAGGGAACGUCAAGUUAUUCCCAACAAACAGAAAGUCGUGCCGCGGAUCCUUCCUCGCCAUGCUGCUCCACGGACUGCUCCGCACGGCGGUCUCUCUGCUGCCCUUCAUCCUGCCCGCCUCCUUCAGGGUCAACGCUCAGUACGGAGAGCGAGGAAUGUCUAUCCCGGAGCAUGGAUUCUGCCAGCCGAUCUCCAUCCCGCUGUGCACGGACAUCGCCUAUAACGAGACCAUCAUGCCGAACCUGCUGGGCCACACGAACCAGGAAGACGCGGGACUGGAGGUCCACCAGUUCUACCCCCUGGUGAAGGUGCAGUGCUCCCCGGAUUUAAAGUUCUUCCUCUGCUCCAUGUAUGCGCCCGUGUGCACGGUGCUGGAGCAGGCGCUGCCCCCGUGCCGCUCUCUGUGUGAGCGCGCGCGGCAGGGCUGCGAGGCGCUCAUGAACAAGUUCGGCUUCCAGUGGCCCGACACCCUCGCGUGCGAGAAGUUCCCGGUGCACGGCGCGGGCGAGCUGUGCGUGGGCCAGAACAUGUCGGACCGCGCGGAGCCGGAGGGGCCAGGGCACUACCCCACCGCGCGCUCCCCGCCCGAGCCCACGCACGGUCAGUUCAGGUGCCCGGGGCCCCUCGUCGUCCCCCCCUACCUGAACUACCGCUUCCUGGGGCAGGAGAACUGCGGCGCCCCGUGCGAGCUGAAGAAGUCUCACGGGAUGAUGUACUUCAGCGAGGAGGAGCUGAAAUUUGCUCGAAUUUGGAUCGGAAUCUGGUCGAUCCUGUGCUGCGCCUCCACUCUGUUCACGGUGCUGACCUACCUGGUGGAUAUGAAGCGCUUCAGCUACCCAGAGCGGCCCAUAGUGUUCCUCUCUGGCUGCUACACCAUGGUGUCCAUCGCCUACAUUGCUGGAUUCUUACUGGAAGACAAGGUGGUUUGCAAUGAUCGCUUUGAGAAAGAGAUGAGGACUGUGGUGCAGGGCACCAAGAAGGAGGGCUGCACCAUCCUCUUCAUGAUGCUCUACUUCUUCAGCAUGGCCAGCUCCAUCUGGUGGGUCAUCCUGGCCCUCACCUGGUUCCUGGCGGCCGGGAUGAAAUGGGGCCACGAAGCUAUCGAGGCUAACUCCCAGUACUUCCACCUAGCAGCCUGGGCCGUUCCCGCCAUAAAGACCAUCACCAUCCUGGCAGUGGGCCAGGUGGAUGGAGACGUGCUGAGCGGGGUCUGCUUCGUGGGCAUCAACAGCGUGGACGCCCUGCGAGGCUUCGUCCUGGCGCCUCUCUUCGUUUAUCUGUUCAUCGGGACUUCCUUCCUCCUGGCCGGAUUCGUGUCCCUCUUCCGCAUCCGGACCAUCAUGAAACACGACGGCACCAAGACAGAGAAGCUGGAGAAGCUGAUGGUGCGGAUCGGGAUCUUCAGCGUGCUCUACACCGUGCCGGCCACCAUCGUCAUCGCCUGCUACUUCUAUGAGCAGGCCUUCCGUGAGCAGUGGGAGAGGACGUGGGUCAGCCAGUCGUGUAAGACGUAUGCCGUGCCGUGCCCCAUCCAGAACCACCCCAACAUGAGCCCGGACUUCACCGUCUUCAUGAUCAAGUAUCUCAUGACGCUCAUAGUGGGAAUCACUUCCGGCUUCUGGAUCUGGUCUGGGAAGACCCUGAACUCAUGGCGGAGGUUUUACACGAGACUGGCCAACAGCAAGCAGGGCGAAACCACAGUGUGACGGGCUUUUCACAAACUCACACAUGUUUUUUGGACCCAGCAGAGACCUUCGCUCUGUUUUAUUGUACAUACACAUUUGUGAGAUUUUUUAAAAAAGUAUAUAUUUGUAUUUAAAGGCUGAAAAAAAAAUAGUCCAUCUUUUUUCAUCUUUGGAUAUGUUGGAGAAACAUCACAAAAAGCCAGCUAACCGUUGCGAAUCCUGGUGUCUGUCUUAUGACCCGAUUUACUGUGGACACCCAUGGGAGUACUUCACACAGAGUGUUUGUGUCUGUAGGUCGGUGGAGCACUUGUGAGUGAGUGCAAGGUCUAUUCUAAGGAGAGUCCCGUGAAACCCAAGUGCUUCCUCGUGGCCUCCUCUUAUCCUGAUUAACCAGCUGGACUUUGUGUCUGAGGAAGCGAGCUUAGGCUUUCUGAGGCCUCGCCUUGGUAUGGAUGUGAGUCACUGAGACAAAUGGUUGUGGACAGUGUGUUUUAUGGGCCCUUGCAGAUGUAACAUUCCUCUGUUAAAGUUAAGAAAAAAAGAAAGAAGUUCUUAUUGCCAGGCAAAUGGAAAAGAAGGUUUCUGCUGCAGAGCUCCGGCUCUGAACCAGGACGGUUUUCUUUCUUUUCUUUUCUUUUUUCUUUUUUUUUUUUUUUUGCAUAUAUGGGAAUCCUAAGUGCCAAAUGCCUUCCUCCACAGAGAUAGAAUAAUUCAGAAAACCUGAGCAAAAUAAUCUUCAGAGCCCAGUCAAAUAAAACAAGGAGAUUUGGGAUUGGAAAUAAUUCUGGAUACUUUUAGCCACAUAUUUAGGAGAAUUAAGGUAAAAAUAGAAUCAUUUUCAAUAUUUUUUUCCUAACAAAGAGCUUUUUGGACACCUUGGGAUUUUAGAUGUCACUACAAGGAACUUAUAAAAAAAUGUUAAUGAUGUGUAUCAUAGGCGAAUUUUAGCCAAUGAUAAAUUGCCCUAGAAAUUAUUAUGAUAAACAAUAAUGUAGUUGUUUUGAGACCAUUUUCAUGUAACAGAAUCAAAAUGGCAAAAUAAUGCAAGGUUACCCUCUCACAGAUCAAUAUCCGUUAACUUAGUAAAGAACACUUAAUACUGGAACUGGAAGAUAUUUGGCCUCCGACCAAAACCAAGAAGCAAAACGGACAUUAAAACCACAAAACCACAGAGAGCAUGAAUGAAACAGAUUAUUUGGAAAAUUGCUCUGUAAAAAUAUUAAUUAUCAGAAUGGAAAUUAUCCAGCUGAUUUUAAAUGAUCAUGUGAUCUUGUGUACUAAUUUAGUAAUCAAUUAAUUGUUCAAGUUGAAUGUACAAACUCAUAGACCAUUUCCUAAAUGAAUAACAUAUUCAGAGCAAUAAAUAGCACAAAUAAUCUAUAUUUUGGAUUUAAAAUUAAAACUAUACUGUCUGAGUAUGUUUGACACAGAAGUCAAGUUUCCAGUUAAAAAAAACAGAAAGAAAAAAAACAUUUCCAAUCAACUCUUGCUAUCCAGUUAUUAAUCUUCAUAAAUAACUUCAGAUCAGCCCUGCGCUGUAUGAAUGUUCAAUCCAGCUGAAAGGUCUGAGCUUUUCACAUGUCGAUGUUUGAAGGAUUUUCUUUAGCUGCAGAUUCAUCCUUUGCUCUAAUGAUCAAGUAUUCACUAAAGGGAUGCUGGUACUGCAUUUUAUCCAGUAAGUGUUUAUUUUCUUAUUUCUAAAAUUAAUUGAAAUACUUUACUCGCAUUUCUUAUUGUAUUAAAAAGAUAAAAUCAGCCAAUGGGCCAGUUUUUAUCUGAUUAAUCAAUUAUUUGGCUGAAUAAUCAAUAGAAUAAUCAAUUACUAAAAUAACUGCAGGCCUAAAGUAAAGAUUUCAGAGGAGAAUAUGCAGUUCAACGAAGGUACAUGUGUGAUUUGAAAGUUUUUUUGACCAUAUAUCACCAUAAAUGAUGAAAACAGUUAACCUGUAAAACAGUUAUCAAGUACAAAAUGGCAUUAAGUGUGGAGCUGAAUUUGGAUGGACAAAAGUGGGAUUGUGUUUGUCCACAAUAAGGGUUCAACCUGGUGCUGGUGUGAAAUGACCCAAAUUAGUUAAUAAUAAAACCUUAUCAUUCACAGAUGUAGAUCUUCUGUUCCUCCACAGCUCAGAAUUACAGCAUUAAUAUGUUUUGAUGAAAUUAAAUCAAGAAGCAGCAGAUGCUUUAAAUUUCUUUGCAAAACUAGAGAAAAAGCAACUGGUUUUACUCACAGGUGUGAAAUGAUCAGAUAUCUGUCAAACUCUGGAGAUUUUUUGACAGUUGUUCAAAUAAUUAGCAGAAAAUCUAAAGAAAAAUAAUAUGGAGUGGAUUCAUAAUUAUUUUUAGAGAAAAAAAAAAAGUAAACCAUGCAUUUUUUGUAUUUUAGAGCUUUUAUUGAAGUCUUUCUGGGUCUUUACAGUAUUUGACAUAAAAACAAAGUUAGCUAAAAAUGAUAGAAAAACUUAGGUGAGCUAGAUGCAAUUUUAAUUUGUAUGGAGGUAAAUCCAAGCAGAAUUAUUGAUGCAGCUGGCCUUGCAGGAUGUAAUCUGCGUUAUUUUGUGAGUAACGAGGCUCUGAAAACGUUCUGGGUCAAAGUGAAAGGCUGUGGGCGCCACAUGAUGAUGCAUUAGAGGGACAUAAACGCCAGGACUCUUCAUUUUAAUCCAGCAUGGAAAAUAAUAUUCUGACAGUUUAUGGAGAUGUGUGUUGUCCAUAGAAUAGUGGGUCUCCGAGGCUAAACAGGGUGCUGUGAUGGAGGGAUCGGGGUGGGGGAGAUCCAUGAAUAUGUAACCUUGUUUUUUACUUGGAAGCUGAAUGUUUGAGUUGGUGUUCAAAGGCCUGUCGGUGAGGUGCAGAUUGUGGAGAACAUGGCUGCAACGCAGGACUGAAGCGCAGCCAGCAGCUUGCAUGUCUUCCACUGCAGAAAGGAAGCGUUGUGUUGAAAUGCAGAGUUGCCACUCUCACACACGCACCCAUGCACACACACACACACACACACGCCUGCACGCAGAAACUGCGUAUCCUUGUCGGAUUUUCUUCCACACGGUGCUUCCGAUUCCUAAGAACUCUUUUAUUGUCUUGACGUACCUACAGUUGUCACUGCUUUGAAGUAAUUUUCGUUACCUUUGCUAUGAAGAGAACAUUUUAUAUUUAUAGAAAAAAAAUCUUAUAUAAGCACACACUACAUUGAUUUCUUUAUAAAUAAAAAAAACAAACUCACCAAUGCAACUUUUGAGCUAUUUGUCUUUUUCUCCUGUCAGAAAAGUACAGCAAUCGGCUUUAUAUGUCUGUUGUUUUUACUUUAAAAAAAUAACAGACACGAUCUUCGGAAAUUUCUGGUGUGUAUGCUCACUUUAAAACUCUAGGAAGGGAGACAGGCAGGAGAUGGCCGCUCGGCUCGGAAGAUUCCUUCAGAUGAAGCUAAUAUGUGGCCUGGACGAGCCGAGCUCAGGGAGCAUUCUGGGUGUUUUCUCGCUGAGCAGCUGCAGAGGAACAACGAGGAAAAGGAAAUUCUUUUCAUGAAAGAUGUGCUGCUGAACUUUCAACUAUGCAGACAGUAAAGAUUGGAAUUUAUUAUUUUUAAGGGGGGCUUGCUUUUUAACCCAAAUUCCUUUUUGUUUCCAGAAGUUGGUUUGAGAGGAAGUCUAGUGAAUAAUGCGCUCCAUUUCAUGUAGUGAAACAGCCUGGCUUAGAGUUACACAGAUUGUACGACUGUGUAGACAUUGCUCUGUCUACAUUGUGUAACACAGACUAAGACAGCAUAAGCUCCCCUAUCAACAAUCUUUGCUGCUUCAAACACCAACAAGUUAAGAAUGCAGAGGAGAUUGAUUUUUUUCAUAGAUUAUCAGUCUAAUAAAAACGCUAAUUUUAAUAAACAUAUAAAAAGCAUUUUUUUUACAUACUGCAGCUUUAUCACACAUCACUUUAACACUGAGGCAGCUGCUAAUUGAAUGUAAGUGGCUUAUAAAAUUAGCUUCCAUUUCAAUUGAAAUAGCAAAUCUUAAGGAGACACAGGAGCUCACUUUGUUAGUUUCUUGUCCUUAAACCACUUAAAGCUGCAGUAUGUAACCCGGAUACAGAAUAUUUUUUUUUCAUGUAUUUGUUAAAACUGUACCAUGUUGUGACAGAACAACAUGAAACAAGUGAUCUGUGAAAAGAUUGAUGUCCUCCUCCCCUCUGAACUGGAAUGCGGCGCUCCUUAGAAGACCUUAUAUGUUGCCACAGUAGAGCCUCGGGGUUAAAAACAGCCUCCAGGCUGCUGCAGCCACCAUGUUGAGGCGUCAGCUGCUACAGCCAUUGUUCCUGCUCUCUUCAACUGUUUCACAGCGUUUACGUCAGCACUGCCCCAACAACUCCUGAUGAGGACUGUCACAUACGUAGACCUCUGACAACUGUGAAGACUGACCUUGGGGGCUGGGAUGUGGAACAUAUGUUUCACACCACAACACUGACUGAGUCGGUUGCUUUGUAAAUAGAAAUGUGAGGCUAACAUGUGGCCAUCUGGAACAAACUGUUUCUCUGUGAUUGUGACAACAGCACAGUAGAGUUGAUAAAUGUUGAACCCUGAAGCAGAUCAACACUCCGCAGCAGAAUCCUUACAUCUGGUUCUAGUCUUUGAUCAGAAUUUGGUCACAACAUGUUCUGUUGUUUUACAAAUGUCCUUCUUUAUAUGCAGCUGAAAAAAAUACGUCUGUCUUCUGUGUAGAACAUUUCACAAUCUGAUGAAAGGAAGUGAGAGAUUUAACUUAUUUUCAAGAACUUAUUCAAAAUCAAAUUAAAUGUCAGAUUUUUUUUAUAUUAAAGCCCUCUUUUUACACCCAUUGCAUUUACCAUUAUAGAAGUGUAAUUGGAAUAUUGGUAAAAUAAUGAUCUUAAACCUUAUUUUGAUUUAGUAUGUCUCUGCACUUGGUAGAAAACAUGCUAGUCAGAUAGUCUGGUAGAAUCAAUCAAUAAAUCAAGUUUAUUUGUAUAGCGCAUUUCAACAAGGCAGAUCAAAGUGUUUUACAUCAUAAAAAUAUAAAAUCAUAUAACACACAAUCAGCAAUUGAAGCAUUAUAUGUUAUCAGAGGCCAUCUUUAUUCAUCAGAAUGUUGAUUGAUGUUUCACUGAUUGUUUUAAAAGCAACUCAGCAGAUAGUCUAGAUUUAAAGGAACUCAGUAAACUCGGUUCGAUUAUGGACCGACGUUUGCUACAUUUUCAGCUGGUGUGGUUCUCUUAAACACUGCUCUGUGUGAAAUGAACCAAACCUUUUGGAAAACCUGUUUCCCCCUUACCCUACAGGUAAGGGGGAAACAGACUAAGAACCAUUUAUGGAAUUGACCGCGCUGCAGUCCACUUUCUGCUUUUGGAGUGGUCUCCGAUCCACUUGGCGUUCACAUGUGCAUUCUAACCACACCUACGUCCACUUCAACCGAACCUAGACCUAAGUUGGUAGGUGAACCACAGUUCACUUUCUUGGUCAGCAUCAGAGCUCAAUUGUACAUUCACACCUCCAACAUUCCUCUGUAGGCAAACAAACUGGAGUUUAAUUAAAGCAGACUUAAUGGAGCUGGUGGGAAUUCUCCCUUAUUCUACUCCAACAUAACAUGGGUGGAAGCUGACACGAACAGCUCAGCACUAACACUGAAACCAGAUCACAUCUCAUGUCACUAAGUGUAAAUAUGGCAGAAUAUUUCUAA